CACGCUUUCUCAUUCUUGAAACUGAUCUUGGAGUUGAAGGCUGAGGGAAAAUGACCCAUUACCAUGGCGACUAUGGAAAGAACGACGAGGUGGAAUUUGUCCGAACUGGCUAUGGGAAGGAUAUGGUCCGAGUUCUCCAUAUUCAGAGGGAUGGCAAGUACCACAGUGUCAAGGAGGUGUCGGCGUCGGUGCAGCUGACUCUGAGGUCCAAAAAGGAUUACCUAUACGGCGAUAAUUCUGACAUCAUCCCUACCGACACCAUCAAGAACACAGUGCACGUCCUGGCGAAGCUCAAAGGGAUAAAGAACAUAGAGACCUUUGCUAUGGCCAUCUGUGAACACUUCCUCUCCUCUUUUGACCACGUCACCCGAGCCCAUGUCUAUGUGGAAGAGGUCCCCUGGAAGCGUUUGGAAAAGAAUGGAGUCAAGCAUGUCCAUGCCUUCAUUCACACCCCCACGGGAACACACUUUUGUGAGGUGGAGCAGAUGAGGAGUGCACCUCCAGUCAUCCACUCUGGAAUCAAAGACCUCAAGGUGUUGAAAACAACCCAGUCUGGGUUUGAAGGGUUCAUCAAGGACCAGUUCACCACUCUCCCCGAGGUGAAAGACCGGUGCUUCGCCACUCAGGUGUACUGCAAGUGGCGCUACCAGAGGCGCGACGUGGACUUUGAGGCUACAUGGAGCACUGUCCGGGACAUCGUCCUGAAGAAAUUCGCCGGGCCCUACGACAGAGGCGAAUACUCACCUUCGGUGCAGAAGACGCUCUAUGACAUACAAGUCCUGUCCCUGAGCCAGGUUCCUGAGAUAGAAGACAUGGAAGUCAGCCUCCCCAACAUUCACUACGUCAACAUCGACAUGUCCAAAAUGGGGCUGAUCAACAAGGAAGAGGUCUUGCUGCCUCUCGACAAUCCCUACGGCAAAAUUACUGGGACCGUCAAGAGGAAGCUGCCUUCAAGGCUGUGACAUUAUGGCUCCUGUCAAUUGUGAUGCCGGGGGCACUGAGUGUUUCCCUGCAGAAAAAUUUCAACUUAGGAUAUUGAUUGCUUUCUUCUGUAUGAAGCAAUUUCUUUCUUGGUUUCCAAACAAGGCAUUUUGUGGAUUCCCAUAGUAGCAGGCACACCAUUCUCCGUGGCUGUGGGCAGUUUCCUUAAAAAUCCCUCUGCAGUGUUAGAAGAAUCACAGAGAUACUUAUCCUUGAUGCCUUGGUGUCCUUCUGCCUAACAAUCAGUCGUUAGAAUCAAAUAAUCAAUAAAAUAAUCAUGAAGUAGUGGUGGGUGCCAUAUUGAUUAAUCUGAACCCAAAUUUAAGAAGCAAACAGGGUUGUCAUCCUACUGAUAGGCCUGGGUGGUGCAGAAAAUACAAUAAAAUCAUGUGAAAAGAA
Messenger RNA from Mesocricetus auratus (golden hamster), 1380 nucleotides. RefSeq names its product uricase. Lineage: Eukaryota; Metazoa; Chordata; Mammalia; Rodentia; Cricetidae. Gene Ontology annotation, molecular function: urate oxidase activity. The coding region runs from base 51 to 962 and encodes 303 amino acids. Gene Ontology annotation, biological process: urate catabolic process; purine nucleobase catabolic process. The transcript has 8 exons. The record is from RefSeq and is a predicted model, not a curated record. Gene Ontology annotation, cellular component: peroxisome.